This is a messenger RNA of Saccostrea cuccullata (small rock oyster), 1711 nucleotides long. RefSeq names its product kynurenine 3-monooxygenase-like. The record is from RefSeq and is a predicted model, not a curated record. Gene Ontology annotation, molecular function: kynurenine 3-monooxygenase activity; FAD binding. Gene Ontology annotation, cellular component: mitochondrial outer membrane. The transcript is spliced from 14 exons. Gene Ontology annotation, biological process: quinolinate biosynthetic process; L-tryptophan catabolic process. NCBI's taxonomy places the organism in Eukaryota, Metazoa, Mollusca, Bivalvia, Ostreida, Ostreidae. Bases 46 to 1533 code for a protein of 495 amino acids.
AAAUGAAGAGCCAAUUCCUCUUUUAAAUAAUAUCUACUCUAUUUAAUGGUUCCUGAAAAAUUUUGCAUGAACAAUGCACCAUUCACUUAUCAUCAUUUAUAUAAGUAUAAUACAAGAGGACUGUAUUCUUUUUGUCAAUUACCACCGCCAUUCCUGUCUUGCCGAGUUCUGUCAGUGGAGGAGAAGAUGUCCGACAAACACGUAGUCAUAGUUGGCGCUGGCCCGGUUGGCGUGUUCAAUGCCAUUUUAUUAGCAAAACGAAAUUUUAAAGUGAGUGUAUACGAGAAAAGACAAGACAUAAGAAGGGUACCACCAAUCAAGGACCGGAGAACAGUAAAUUUGGCCCUGUCAUGUCGAGGAAUGGAUGCACUCCGCCAUGUCGGGUUAGAGAGGGAGAUAACCCCUUACCAGGUACCCAUGUUUUCCAGGAUGGUUCACAAAGUAGAUGGAACACUGCACCCCCUCAAUUACGGCAGGAAGGAACAGUCUAUUCUGUCGACACAAAGAAAUAAGCUGAACGAGAUUCUCCUAGAUGCUGCAGAGAAGUUCCCAAAUGUCACGUGCUAUUUUGAACACAUCCUGACAGGUUGCAAUUUACAGCAAGGAGAUUUGGAAUUUCUACACAAUGAAAAGAAGAUACAUGUACAUGCAGACUUGAUUUUGGGAAAUGACGGGGCACAUUCAACAAUACGAAGGCAUAUGAUGGAGUCGACAUUGAUGGAUAUUCACCAAUAUUAUGUACCUUACGGAUAUAUUGAAUUAGAGGUGGCCAGAACUAAAGACAACAAUUUUGCUAUGGACUCUAACUACCUCCAUUUAUGGCCUCGGGACGAGUUUCUGAUGUUGUGCACAGCAAACUGGGACAGAACAUUUAACAUCGUGUUAUUUAUGACAUUCAAUACUUUUGCAAACCUUAAGACAGAAAUAGACGUCGUCCAGUUCUUCAAGCAGCACUUUCCCGAUGCCCUUCCUCUUGUUGGGGAACAAAAUCUGAGGAAAUCUUUUUCUUCCUGGAGACCUUGUCCGAUGAUUACAAUUAAGUGUUUACCCUAUCAUGUAGGGGACAAAGCCUUAAUAAUGGGAGAUGCUGCACACGCUAUGCUUCCUUUUCUUGCUCAGGGAGUGAACUCAGGUUUUGAGGACUGUAUGAUUCUCAACGACAUUUUAGAUCAACACAAAGAUAACUUCGCCACUGCUCUACCAGAGUAUACCAAACGAAGAUAUAAAGACGCCCACGCUGUGUGUGACCUGACUAUUUAUAACUUCCUGGAGAUGAGGAGUCUGGUAAACAAAAGAAGUUUCCGUAUAAGGAAAAAGCUUGACAAUGUCAUGCAUACUAUUUUGCCGAAUACAUGGAUUCCAUUAUAUUCAAUGGUUGCUUUCACAAAUACCGGAUACCACUUAUGUAAGGAAAGAAGAAAACAACAAGAUUGGAUUCUAAAUUGCAUAUUGUUUUUCUCCAUGGUACUAAUUAUUGGACUUUUUCUUUUGAUGGCAUACCAUUUGUUCGACAGUCAACACUUGGCAUAUUAGCUGUGGAAAUUGAUUUGCGGAGUUGCAGACAUAUUUGUUUCAAAAAGUGGAGAGUUAUAAAGAACAGUCAAAGGACUCAUUCUUUCUUCUUCUUUUUUUCGUUUUAACAUCAUCAAUUCUUAUUAUCAUAUCUAUAUUGGAUUCCAAAACAGUCAUAAAAAAAAGUCUUACAAAUAUA